AUGCUAAAUCCACGUGAAUCCGGUGAUGGCGACUCCAAUUUUAAACGAUCUCUGCCGUUUACUGAAAUAUCUUAUCUAACAGAUAAUCGAACCUUUGCAAAUAAAGUGCUAAUCACAGGAUCAAAUAUUCUCGCUUGUUUAAUAAUUGUAGUCGGAAUAAUCAUGAUAGCAGUUCCAUGUCAGGUAACUUCAGCUCUUCAUCAACUAUCCUUUUAUCAUGAUUGUCCAAGUGAGUUAACUGAAGAAUAUCUAAGGCUUUUAACAUUGAUUAAUAAUUACUUGUAA
Heterobilharzia americana is the source of this 285-nucleotide messenger RNA. The record is from the annotation of a GenBank genome assembly. NCBI's taxonomy places the organism in Eukaryota, Metazoa, Platyhelminthes, Trematoda, Strigeidida, Schistosomatidae.